UCCUCAACACACGAGACUCCCGAACGGUCGGAAACGGCGUCGUGCUCACGGCGUCAGAAACAGGAGGGAAAUCAAAUUGCUUUUGAAAGCAAUUCACUUUCGCCGCUAAUUUUCUCAUUCUCUGCCAUCUCAGUUCACUCAGUUUACUCCCCCUCCUCUCCUCCAAACUCAGGCCUGAGUCUGCCCUAAGGUCGUCUUUAGGGCGAAACUUAUGCGAAAUCCGGGACUUGAUACAGUCUCAGUUUAAGGGCAUAUUGUAUUUUACCUAAGAAUGGAGGUCUACUUCAAUUAAUCAUAGGACGUGCUUUGAUUGGUAAGAAAGCUGCAAUUGUGGUUUUCGAAGCCAAGGCAUGGCAAAAGUUGUUGCUCCAAGUUCGUUACUCCAUCGCUCUCAUCUAAUUGGCUCAGGGCCUCGAAAUAGUGAUACAAUAAUGAAAAGAAAGACGCCAUCAGAAUUGAGGGGAGAACAGUUGCAGCGGGCUAGUGCUGUGACUGUGGACCUUACAGAUGAAUCUCCGUUGCCUUUGAGCAGUACUUCAAAUGACGUGGAUAAUGGGCUUAAAAGGCCAGGGCUAUCAAGGAAUUCAAAAUUCAUUGAUACACGCGUUGAUGAUGUAUUUCCUGCCAAAAAGUCCAGGUUUAGAAUGACUUCUGGAAAAGAAAACGCAAAGGAAAAUACAUCUACGGAGAAAACUAGCACCCUGAAGAAUCCCUAUGUUCUUACUAAUUUGACUACCACAAAACAGCAAGGGAUAUCAUGCUUAGAGAAUACUGUUGCUUCUAGUGAAGUAAGCAAAGAUAGUACAUUGCAGUCUGGUCAUACAAUCGAAAAGUGCAGCCAAGGAAAGUUCCUCACUGUAACUGAGCUUUCAUCAUCUGCUGAUAGAUCUUCAGGCUUGGCAGCUAUUGACAUGGGUAAUGCAUUAAGAGGACUAGCUGCCCCAGAACUAAAUGUGGGUUGUGGUUUAGCUGCUAAUUCAUCUAAAAGACUUGGAGAUAGUGCAUCAACCACUGUGGGCAAUUUUAUCAAUGAGUGCCAUGUACCUGGCCAUAAGGCUCCUCUGGAUCUUACACUAAAAACUAGUAUGCGUGUUGUAUCUUCUUCUGUGAAUUGGAUUCAGAGGUCAUUUAUGCGCCGAACCAUGCCUCAUUUCACCUUCAAACAUGGCACUUUCAAGGGUCAAAAUAUGAGGGGUCAUUCACAUCUCACAUCUAAUUCUGAUGACUUUGAAGUUUUGCAUUCAUGGACGUAUCCUCAAUCCAUCCUCCCACCUUCUGUCAUAUCAGUGUUGAGCUCAUCAACAGCUGAUGGAGUAGAAUUGGAUUUCUUAAAUAAACGGCAGAUACAUUGGGAAGAAUCUUUCCGGAAUCUCUAUUACAUGCUUCGUAAUAAUACAUGUGGCAUCUUUUAUGUUUGCACUUCUCAGUUUGUGGUGAUGUUCACCGGCAGUGAUGGUUCUGAUAGAUCCAUAUCCUCUUGCAAUGCUUAUAUCUCUCAGUCAACUAGAGGCUUGAGAUCAUUAUUAAGAGAGCAUGAUGUUUCUUUCUCUAUGCCUCUUUGCCAUUCUAAAGUGGAGCAGAUUGCUACUGAACACCUGGUUGAGCUAUCAGAAAUAGAAAGGCAUAAUCUAGGGCAGACUCGAAGAAUGAGAUCCUUCUCUGAUGUUGACAAUACCCCAGAAUCUUUACUGGUUUUCAGUGGCAACAUGAAUGUACACGGUUUAUAUGACCUUUUACUAAAUUACAGAUCUUUCUUUACCUCACUAUCUGCUAUGGAUGUCCCUGUAUUAUGUUCUCCUGUUCCGUUUCAAAAUGCUGCCAUUUCUUCUCCUGAUAUUAAAUGCAUGGAGAUGAAACGGGCUGAACAAAUUGCUGCCUCCUAUGAUGAAUCAUAUAGGAGAGAUGCUGAAAUUACCCAAGGUUCAUCAGAUGGCCUUUGUUGUAGUAUUGAAAUCAAAGAUACGAUUCUUCCACCAUGGAUUAUUUCUGGUAUAUGUUCAUUGAUGAGUUCUGAAGGAAGAAAAUUUGAGGCAAGUUUUGUGACAGAACCGAGCUCAAUUGGCUUGAAUGUUGCUUUGAAUUCAACUUGUGAGAAAUCAGGUUCUAAAGCUGCAGGUGGUGGAAGCUUGCAAAACUGCAAUGAUACAUUUGGCAUUCCUGGAGCCAUAGUCAUCUCUGGCUUGCAGCCAUGCUCGCUAAAGGGCCUAAAGUACUCUGAUGAUUCUUAUACAGCUUCUCUAUCGCCUGUAUAAUUUUAUCCUCUACAAAUAAUUCUGGUUUCCAUCACGGUGCUGACUAAUUAUUUCAAACCUUACAGUUUCGGAGUUUCUUCCCAGGUAAAAAAAAAUUCCCAUGCAUUUUUCAUAUCUACCUUCGAAGAACAGGUUGUAACAAGAAUGUGUAAUAUGUCAAACCAAUUGUAAUUUUUGCAAGCAUAUCCUUAUUUGGUGGUGAUCCGCUUAAACUCUAGGAAUGCACAGCAUGUGUAAUAUUUGGAUUUGAACCAUAGCAGAAUGUUGACCAUUUUCCCCCAUUUUCAA
Messenger RNA from Prosopis cineraria, 2540 nucleotides. RefSeq lists its product as uncharacterized. Lineage: Eukaryota; Viridiplantae; Streptophyta; Magnoliopsida; Fabales; Fabaceae. The coding region runs from base 351 to 2252 and encodes 633 amino acids. Gene Ontology annotation, biological process: nuclear DNA replication. Gene Ontology annotation, cellular component: nucleus. The transcript has 15 exons. The record is from RefSeq and is a predicted model, not a curated record.